Molecule: messenger RNA, 1785 nt
Organism: Acanthosepion pharaonis
Lineage: Eukaryota; Metazoa; Mollusca; Cephalopoda; Sepiida; Sepiidae
Source: the annotation of a GenBank genome assembly
AUGUGUCUACCACAAUAUUCUCAUUAUCUAUCUAUCUAUCUAUCUAUCUAUCUAUCCCAAUCUGCUCACUAUUUUUAUCUAUCUCUGUCAGUUCAUUAUCUAUCUCUGUUGUUUUUACAGCGAUUGUCAUUUAAAAAGUGUCAUCCAGUGCGCUUAUUUUGUUACAAAUAUUGUACAUGUCAUUACGAUUUAUUAUAUUUUUAUAUUAUCAUCUCUCUACCUCCAUAUGCUCAUUAUCUAUCUAUCUAUCUAUCUAUCUAUCUAUCUCAUUCUGUUCAUAUCUAUCUAUCUAUCUAUCUAUCUAUCUAUCUAUCUAUCUAUCUCAUUCUGUUCAUAUCUAUCUAUCUAUCUAUCUAUCUAUCUAGCUAUCUAUCACAUUCUUUUCAUAUCUAUCUCAUUCUGUUCAUAUCUAUCUAUCUAUCUAUCUAUCUCAUUCUGUUCAUAUCUAUCUAUCUAUCUAUCUAUCUAUCACAUUCUUUUCAUAUCUAUCUCAUUCUGUUCAUAUCUAUCUAUCUAUCUCAUUCUGUUCAUAUCUAUCUAUCUAUCUAUCUAUCUAUCUAUCACAUUCUUUUCAUAUUUAUCUCAUUCUGUUCAUAUCUAUCUAUCUAUCUAUCUAUUUCAUUCUGUUCAUAUCUAUCUAUCUAUCUAUCUAUCUAUCUAAUAAGCCUCUGUAUACAUCCGAAAAUUUGUCUGUCUAUCUAUCUAUCUAUCUAUCUAUUUGCUUUUAUACAUUAUAAAAUACCAUAUUUUCUCUUUUUAAAAUCGGUAGACGAAUUUAUUAUAAAAAUCUCUUUUCCUUUCUUUCUUUUCUUUCUUUCUUUUUUUUUCUUUCUUUCUUUCUAUCGUUUUUGCUAUAUUUCUCAUUCGUCUUGCUGGCUACUGAAUAUCUCUUUUCCCAUUCGUUUCGAUAAUUUCUUUCCCACAUACUUAUCUUUCUUUCUUUCUUUCUUUCUUUCUUUCUUUCUUUCUUUCUGUUCAUUUGUCUUGUCGGCUAGUGAAAAUCACUUUUCCCAUUCAUUUUCCUUUAUUCUUCUCCCUUCUUUGCUCGACGGCAUCAGAACAGAAACUUCAGUAAAUGCUGGAGAUAUCUGUCCAUUGAAUCAUUUAUUCCUUUCCUUUUUUUUUCUAACUCUCUCCCCUUUUUUUUUACUCAAUUCUCCUGCUUUUCUGUUUCACCUCUUCAAUCAUCAUUUUCCUCCUCCCCUGCUUUCUCACGUUUAUUUUCUGAUCAUUGAUCUCUUUUCUUCUUCUUCUUCUUCUUCUUCUUCUUCUUCUUCUUCUUCUUCUUCUUCUUCUUACUCUCCCUUCUACCUGUAUUAUUAUUAUUAUUAUUAUUUCUUUCUUCUUCUUCUUCUUCUUCUUCUUCUUCAGUUACCCUUUCUCAUUUCUUAUCAUCAUCGUUUUCUCCUGUUUAUCUAUUAUCAUCCCUCUCCUGCUGAUAACAUCAUUAGGACAACAAGGCGUAGACAGCAGAUAAAAGCGAAUACAACCUGUCCCAGCGGUGGUUUGAACUCGGUUCAUUGGUUACUCCUCUUUUUAGCAUUCCUUUUCAUGCUGGUUAAUCGAAUUUCCUUGCAUAAAAUCAAAUUAUACAGCACUCCGGACACAUACUGUCACAGAUAUAUUAUUAAACGAAUGGCGGGGUUACAUAAGAACUGCUUUGUGAAUUCAGAUUAUAUAUUUUUCUUCUUUAGUUUUUGUUUCUCUCUCUCUCUCUCUCUGUCUGUCUGUCUAUCUAUCUAUCUAUCUAUCUAUCUAUCUAUUUAUCUAUCUAUAUUUCACUAA